This is a messenger RNA of Ostrea edulis (European flat oyster), 1158 nucleotides long. RefSeq names its product universal stress protein Slr1101-like. Lineage: Eukaryota; Metazoa; Mollusca; Bivalvia; Ostreida; Ostreidae. Bases 130 to 603 code for a protein of 157 amino acids. The transcript is spliced from 4 exons. The record is from RefSeq and is a predicted model, not a curated record.
CGGAAUUUACCGUUCAUUGACAUUCGUGACGUUUCUAGAAACUGCGAGCUUGAAAGAGAGACCGCAAAGUGAACCCAGACUGCACGCCGAGGAGUUACUGAACGGUCGUGAAAACCAGAAAAUAUAAAUAUGGCACAGUCAGAGAGAACUGUAGUUGUGGCUAUGGACGGGAGUGAAAACUCGGACUUCGGAUUUGAUUGGUAUAUGAAGAAUGCUUACCACAAGGGGGAUCAUGUGAUUUUUGUUCACUGUCCUGAGUACCACACAGUUGUGCAGUCACCCAUGGUGAUGGCAGAUGUGACUGUGUUGACUGAUAUGUGGAAAGAGGAAGAAAAAAGAAUCAAGGAACUGCUGGAGAAACUGGGACAACAAAUGAAGGAUCAUGGGAUUGGAGGAAAGGUAAAAAGUAUCGGGGGCAAUCCAGGGGAGGUGAUUUGCCAGGUUGCCAAGGAUGAGAAGGCUGAGUUGAUUGUUACCGGGACCAGGGGAAUGGGGAAGAUCCGUCGCACAUUCCUGGGCAGUGUCAGCGACUACAUCCUACACCACGCCCAUGUUCCAGUGCUGGUUUGUAGACACAAGGAUGACCAUGCUCACCAUCAGUAGGGGGAUGUCCCAAUCAUUGUGAUGCUACUCUCUGUCCCUCAGGAUCUUCUGCAAACUCAUUGAUUGAUUUCUUCUCCUAAAAAUUUUUAUUCACUCUACAAUUAGUAUUCAUAUGCAAAAAAAUGUUGUAAUGUGUGUUGUGUCCAAAUUUUGUCCACUUUUUCCUAAUUGAUGGGGAAGUGUAUAAAGUGUUUGGCUAGAAUGGGAUUGUAAAGUCAUGAAAUUACUUUUAAGCUGGAUCCUGUAGUGCAAUGAACAAUUAUUUGAGGGUGGAGGUGUAAUUGUCAUAGAAAUUAUUGCCAUAUUCUUCAACAGUGCUACCCAAGUGUAUAUCUGUACGUAGUAUAUAUGAUUGUUACAUGUAGUUAUGUCUUAUCAAAUUCUGUACAUCAAGGUUAUAAUUGAUGAUAUGUUAGAAAAUUGGGCUUGUAUUUGGAAGUGAAGGAUCAUAUGCAAUUUUCUUUAAACACCAGCAGUAUUGUAUAUGUCAAGUAGUGAUUCUUUGUCAUCGAUACAUGUGCAAAAGCAGAAGACCAAUGAAAGUGUAAUAACCAA